UACAACCCAGUCACUCGAGGCAGGCAGCAUCCCCGAGCGAUGGCAUCUGUGACCAAGUCCAAAUUGUUCGAGCCCACUGUGAUCGGCAAUCUCAAGCUACAGCACCGAGUGGUCAUGGCGCCUUUGACCCGGUUCAGAGCCAUCAAGAACCAUAUCCCUUCUGACAUGACGCCGGAGUACUAUGGCCAGCGAGCGAGUGUGCCCGGAACGCUGCUCAUAAGCGAGGCCACUUUCAUCGCGGAGAGAGCGGGGGGCUACCCGUACGCGCCUGGUAUAUGGAAUGAGGCGCAGAUACAGAUGUGGAAGAAGGUAACGGAUGUUGUCCACGCCAAAGGAUCGUACAUUUUCUGCCAACUCUGGGCCCUGGGACGUGCCGCCGACCCUGCGCUCCUAGCUCGCUCGAACCACCCCUUCGUGUCCUCGUCAGACUUGCCGAUCCCCGGCAAGAAAGUUGCACCCCGCCCCCUUACUCAUCGAGAGAUCCAAGAGUACGUGGGGCUCUAUGCACAGGCUGCAAGAAAUGCCGUUGCGGCGGGAUUCGAUGGAGUAGAGGUGCACGGCGCGAAUGGAUACUUGGUCGAUCAGUUCAUCCAGGACAAUUGCAAUAAGAGGACAGAUAAGUACGGUGGAAGUAUAGAGAACCGGUGCCGGUUCGCUCUCGAAGUCCUCGAAGGCGUCGUGAACGCCGUCGGGCAGGAAAAGACAGCCAUCCGGCUGAGUCCUUGGGAGCAAUUCCAAGGAAUGCGCAUGGCCCAGCCAGAACCCACAUUCUCGCACCUUGUCCGUGCCAUCAAACAAUCCUACCCCGACUUCGCGUACAUCCACGUAACUGAGCCCCGGGUGCAUUCUGGGGAGGAUCGUGAGCCGUUGCCAGGCGAGUCCAACGACUUCAUCAGGGAGAUCUGGGCCCCCAAGCCCUUGAUCUCCGCCGGCGGCUACAACAGGGACCUUGCGAUACAGGUAGCGGACCGGACCGACAACCUCAUCGCUUUCGGACGGAUGUUUAUCUCCAAUCCCGACUUGCCCCUCCGAUUAAUGAAGAACAUUCCCCUAACGAAAUAUAACCGGAAGACGUUCUACACUCAGGGUAGGGAGGGGUACCUCGACUAUCCGUUUGCAGAGCAGGAGGCAAAGGCAAGGCUAUAGGUCUCAGAGAAUCGCUAGAGGAGUGAGCGCGGUACCUUAACCUAACACCCCUGAUCUGCAGUGCUUCGAAUUCCCGCUGGCGGUGCAGGAGGACAAUUAAAUUUCGGCAACGAAGAUGAUUCUAAUGAUCCCGUUCGACCUCAGUAUUGCUGCAAUCGGUCAGUUAAAUAAACUGCUGCGUCGAUAUCACUAGUUUCGACUGCGCCACCAUGAUACCUUUAGACUAGGGGGAACAUACUACCAGCGAUAUUGUAGUGCUCGCCCGUUAUACCACUCCGGCCGACGUGCACGCACCGUUGUAAAUGAAACUCGCG
This is a messenger RNA of Gloeophyllum trabeum ATCC 11539, 1460 nucleotides long. Its product is annotated as FMN-linked oxidoreductase. The coding region runs from base 40 to 1146 and encodes 368 amino acids. The record is from RefSeq and is a predicted model, not a curated record. Gene Ontology annotation, molecular function: FMN binding; NADPH dehydrogenase activity. NCBI's taxonomy places the organism in Eukaryota, Fungi, Basidiomycota, Agaricomycetes, Gloeophyllales, Gloeophyllaceae. The transcript has 3 exons.